AUGUCUCAAUUCGUCGGAAGAUGGAGGGCCGAAAAAGCUUCCGAUCAGGUCCCGGGUUACGCGGAGUUUAUAUCUGUUUUAGAUGUACCAGCCCAUGUCCAGGAAAUGAUCAAAGGUAAAACAGCCACAUUAGAAUUGACCCUUGAAGGGGAUACAUGGACCUCUAAGUCCAGCCUUGAGGGCAUGCCGGGAAGGAUCAACGUAUUCCAACUCGGACAGGAAGUGUCAUCAGAGAGGAUGGACGGAACAGUACAAAAUUUUCGGAAUACUAUCGAUGGCGAGACAUGGAUUGAGGAGAUCACGCCGGUAUCAGACCCGAAUGGAAAUUCCACUGUGACAAAGCGGACGGUCAGUGGUAAUGAAAUGCACGUUAAUGUGACCAUUGUGGGACACGGAGUCUCCAUAUCAUUUAAGAUGUUAAAAGAGUAGAUUGUAUUUCACUUAAUCCAUCCAUCAUUUUCGGCCAUGCCCAGUGUCAAGUAGAAGAGGAGAUAUGCUUUAGCAGUUAUUCAAAGACAUGA
Molecule: messenger RNA, 521 nt
Organism: Ylistrum balloti
Lineage: Eukaryota; Metazoa; Mollusca; Bivalvia; Pectinida; Pectinidae
Exons: 4
Coding region: 1-429 (142 amino acids)
Source: RefSeq, a predicted model, not a curated record